Molecule: messenger RNA, 708 nt
Organism: Exophiala spinifera
Lineage: Eukaryota; Fungi; Ascomycota; Eurotiomycetes; Chaetothyriales; Herpotrichiellaceae
Exons: 2
Coding region: 1-708 (235 amino acids)
Biological process (GO): mitotic cell cycle
Cellular component (GO): DASH complex; mitotic spindle
Source: RefSeq, a predicted model, not a curated record
AUGGACACCGAAGACUCCCUCUUGAGAAGCGACGACGUGGACCCAAGCCUGUGGGAUUCGCCCGUAAAGUCUUCCCGCGACCACCAGGAUCCUCCCAAAAGUUCGUCCAAGAGUGCGAAGUCUACACGGCCAACAUAUCAAGAACAGGAAGAACGCGAUGCGGCCCUGCGCAGAGAGUUGGAGAGUGUACGACAGGUCAACGAGACCAUUGAAGGACUGAUCCAGAGCCUUCAGAAGGCAAAGGACAACAUGCGGACCGUCAACAAUACUGUUGGUGCUGCAUCGACACUUCUGAAUACAUGGACUCGCAUAUUAUCACAGACAGAACACAACCAGCGCUUGAUACUGGACCCAUCAUGGCACGGCGCAAGUCAAGACAUCGCAGACAUCGAGGAAGAAGCCCUAGAAAAGCAGCGUGCCGCUGAAAGAAGGGACGCCGAAGAACAAGAGAGAAAACAAGCUGCCGCUAGACGUGCUGCUGAAGAAGAGAAGAGGAAGGCUGAUCUCGCUGCCAAACAGGCGAGGCCUACAUCAAGUCGUGGUGGCAGGAUCGGUGCUGGAGGCAGAGUACCGAGCGCAUCCUCUACUUCGUACGUUCAAAUGGGAGGCUCAACCAGCGGUGUCAAGCGCGGGACAUCGUCUACCAGAAGAACAACCUCCGGUAUAGGACGGGGAACAUCUGGAAGAGGCUCACGAGGGCGUGGUUGA